CUCCCUCCCUCCUGGGCUGAAACUCCAGAAGGAGAGCAGACAGGACUUCUCUCUGCCCGGCCAGCAUCACGGUCACCACAGCCCACCCUGCCCCCGGCCCCUGCUCCAUGGUGACACGACCGCCGGUGACAUGAGGCUGCCCCGCGCCCUGCUCCCCCUGCUGCUGCAGGCCUGCUGGGCCUCCGCGCAGGACGACACCGUGGCCUCGAGGGCCAUCGCCUUCCAAGACUGCCCUGUGGACCUGUUCUUUGUGCUGGAUACCUCCGAGAGCGUGGCCUUGAGGCUGAAGCCCUAUGGGGCCCUGGUGGACAAGGUUAAGUCCUUCACCAAGCGCUUCAUUGACAACCUGAAGGACAGGUACUACCGCUGUGACCGCAACUUGGUGUGGAAUGCGGGCGCGCUGCACUAUAGCGACGAGGUGGAGAUCAUCCGCGGGCUCACGCGCAUGCCCAGCGGCCGCGACGAGCUCAAGAGCAGCGUGGACGCCGUCAAGUACUUUGGGAAGGGCACCUACACCGACUGCGCCAUCAAGAAGGGUCUGGAGGAGCUGCUCGUGGGGGGCUCCCACCUGAAGGAGAACAAAUACCUGAUCGUGGUGACUGAUGGGCACCCCCUGGAGGGCUACAAGGAGCCCUGUGGGGGCCUGGAGGAUGCAGUGAAUGAGGCCAAGCAUCUGGGCAUCAAAGUCUUCUCUGUGGCCAUCACGCCUGACCACCUGGAGCCACGUCUAAGCAUCAUCGCCACAGACCACACGUACCGGCGCAACUUCACAGCGGCUGACUGGGGGCAGAGCCGCGACGCCGAGGAAGUCAUUAGCCAGACCAUCGAUACCAUCACGGACAUGAUUAAAAAUAAUGUGGAGCAAGUGUGCUGCUCCUUCGAGUGCCAGCCCGCCAGAGGACCCCCCGGGCCUCGAGGCGACCCCGGGUACGAGGGAGAAAGAGGGAAGCCAGGGCUCCCGGGAGAGAAAGGAGAAGCUGGAGAACCUGGAAGACCUGGGGACCUUGGACCCGUCGGCUACCAGGGCAUGAAGGGAGAAAAAGGGAGCCGAGGGGAGAAGGGCUCCAGGGGACCCAAAGGCUACAAGGGCGAGAAGGGAAAGCGUGGCAUGGACGGCGUGGAUGGCAUGAAGGGGGAGACAGGGUACCCCGGCCUGCCAGGCUGCAAAGGCUCACCCGGAUUCGACGGUGUCCAAGGACCUCCCGGGCCCAAGGGCGAUGCAGGUGCCUUUGGACUGAAAGGAGAGAAGGGUGCGCCCGGAGCAGACGGGGAGCCUGGGAGGCCAGGGAGCACGGGGCCCCCCGGAGAUGAGGGUGAGCCCGGAGAGCCCGGUCCCCCGGGAGAGAAGGGAGAAGCCGGCGAUGAGGGAAAUGCAGGACCAGACGGAGCCCCCGGAGAGAAGGGAGGCCCUGGGGAAAGAGGACCUCGAGGGACCCCAGGUGCGCGGGGCCCAAGAGGAGACCCGGGUGAAGCUGGACCCCAAGGUGACCAGGGACGAGAAGGCCCCGUCGGUGUCCCCGGUGACCCGGGUGAGGCUGGCCCCGUCGGGCCGAAAGGAUACCGAGGUGAUGAGGGGCCCCCAGGGACCGAGGGCCCCAAAGGAGCUCCGGGGCCUGCAGGCCCCCCCGGAGACCCCGGGCUGAUGGGUGAGAGGGGUGAAGACGGCCCCCCUGGGAAUGGCACCGAAGGUUUCCCCGGCUUUCCUGGCUAUCCAGGCAGCAGAGGUCCUCCUGGGAUAAACGGCACCAAAGGCUACCCCGGCCUCAAGGGGGACGAGGGAGAAGCCGGGGACCCCGGAGAGGACAAUAAUGACAUUGCUCCACGAGGCGCCAAAGGAGCAAAGGGCUACCGAGGUCCCGAAGGCCCCCAGGGACCCCCAGGACACGUGGGACCACCAGGACCAGACGAAUGCGAGAUUUUGGACAUCAUCAUGAAAAUGUGCUCUUGCUGUGAAUGCAAGUGCGGGCCCAUCGACAUCCUCUUCGUGCUGGACAGCUCCGAGAGCAUCGGCCUACAGAACUUCGAGAUUGCCAAGGACUUCAUCGUCAAGGUCAUUGACCGGCUGAGCAGGGACGAGCUGGUCAAGUUUGAGCCUGGGCAGUCGCAUGCGGGCGUGGUACAGUACAGCCACAACCAGAUGCAGGAGCACGUGGACCUGAGGGACCCCAACAUCAGGAGUGCCCAGGACCUCAAGGAAGCCAUCAAGAAGCUGCAGUGGAUGGGCGGGGGCACCUUCACGGGCGAGGCCCUGCAGUACACCCGGAGCCGGCUGCUGCCGCCCACCCAGAACAACCGCAUCGCCCUGGUCAUCACGGACGGCCGCUCGGACACCCAGAGGGACACCACCCCGCUCAGCGUGCUCUGCGGCCCUGACAUCCAGGUGGUCUCCGUGGGCAUCAAGGAUGUCUUUGGCUUGGCCGCGGGCUCUGACCAGCUCAACGUCAUCUCCUGCCAAGGCCUGGCACCCCAGGGACGGCCAGGCAUCUCGCUGGUCAAGGAAAACUAUGCCGAGCUGCUGGACGACGGCUUCCUGAAGAACAUCACUGCCCAGAUCUGCAUAGACAAGAAAUGUCCAGAUUACACCUGCCCAAUCACCUUCUCCUCCCCGGCCGACAUCACCAUCCUCCUGGACGGCUCAGCCAGCGUGGGCAGCCACAACUUUGACAUCACCAAACGCUUUGCCAAGCGGCUGGCAGAGCGCUUCCUGACAGCGAGCCGGACAGACCCGGCCCAGGACGUGCGCGUGGCAGUGGUGCAGUACAGUGGCACGGGGCAGCAGCGGCCGGAGCGCACAGCCCUGCAGUUCCUGCAGAACUACACGGUGCUGGCCAACACCGUGGACUCCAUGGACUUCUUCAAUGACGCCACCGACAUCAUGGAUGCCCUGGGCUACGUGACCCGCUUCUACCGCGAAGCCUCGUCCAGCGCCGCCAAGAAGAGGCUGCUGCUCUUCUCGGAUGGCAACUCGCAGGGCGCCACGCCGGCCGCCAUCGAGAAGGCGGUGCAGGAAGCCCAGCGGGAGGGUGUGGAGAUCUUCGCGGUGGUGGUGGGCCGCCAGGUGAACGAGCCGCACGUGCGUGUCCUGGUCACUGGCAAGGCGGCGGAGUACGAUGUGGUCUUCGGCGAGCGCCACCUGUUCCGCGUGCCCAGCUACCAGGCGCUGCUGCGAGGCGUCUUCUACCAGACGGUGUCCAGGAAGGUGGCCCUGGACUAGUGGCCUGGCCCCUGCCACCGAGACAGAGGCAAGAGGGGACCUAACGUUCCUGACCGACCCGACUAGCUAGGAUUUUUUUAAGGGAAAGCUUGAAAAGCCGUGAUUCUAUGUUCUAUGCUUGGCCCACCCCCCAGAGCAGAGUGUCAGUGCGGGGGUUCUGCCGGGCCCCUCCUGCCACCUGCCUGCACCUGCACCCCAAGUGCCCUCCUCCUGCUGCCUGUCCACGUCCCCUCAUCCCAGUCAGAACCCUGGCACCUGGUUCUCUUUCCUUUCUGGGGUCAGCUGUCACUGCCUUCCCUCUCCACCAGCCCCCGCCACCACCGCCCAGAGCUUGACUUCCUCCGAUCUGAGAGUCCUUCCGGAAACCCUCGCUCAGCCAGAAGUCAGAUCUCCCAGGGAACUUGCACAGGAGCAUGAGCCCUGAUGAGCUGUCCCCCAUCACGAGGCUCUUGUCACUCACGCCUGCCAGCAGAGACCACGACCCCUCCUGGAUGGCAAAGCCCAGACCGCAAACCCCAGAGCGAAGGUGCUGUCCUGCCCCACCCCACCCCAGGACUGGAGGCCUGGCCGCACCCCCUGGGGCACAGUGAGGUGUUUUAUCAGAAACAAGCUGAAGCCCUUUUUCUCAAGAAAGUGAUUGGUUCUACAUUUCAUUGAAGAUUUUCUUGGUUCUUUAGUUUUACUUUUACUCCUUUCUGUGUUUUUUCUCAACCGUGUUCAUGUGGGCGACUUUUCCAAAUAAAGAUUUUUCACUCUC
Molecule: messenger RNA, 3971 nt
Organism: Dama dama (fallow deer)
Lineage: Eukaryota; Metazoa; Chordata; Mammalia; Artiodactyla; Cervidae
Gene: COL6A1
Product: collagen type VI alpha 1 chain
Exons: 35
Coding region: 131-3214 (1027 amino acids)
Source: RefSeq, a predicted model, not a curated record